UCCAGGGCGUAGUACGUGUUUCUUAAUCAUGUAAGAACGGGCACUACGCCCUGGACUAGAGCUAACCCACUCACUGGGAGCCUACUGGAGAUGGUUGAGCUAAAACGGAGGUCCAUAAUUUGAGUCAUCUGUUUCCACUGCUGAGUUCGCAGCUCUGGUCUGCUGCUCACUAGCCGUCUUCGGGUGGAUGUAAGCAGCCCUAGGAGACUUUCUAUUAGCGAAAAAUACGUAAUAUGAGUUUCGUAGAAUAUAUAGUGUUCUACCGCAACCUAUUGACGAAUUCGAGUUUACUUUUCGCACUUUCAGUGCACGUGCAAGGGCUGGUAUUUGGUUGCUAUAGUUGCCAGCUGUUUGACGUUUAAGCCUUUCCAUGGAGAAGCCCCUAUUCACUCUACUCUACAUCUGUAUGUGAGAGAGAGAGAGAGAGAGAGAGAGAGAGAGAGAGAGAGAGAGAGAGAGAGAGAGAGAGAGAGAGAGAGAGAGAGAGAGAGAGAGAGAGAGAGAGAGAGAGAGAGAGAGAGAGAGAGAUAGUGUUUCUGUGUAUUUGUCCUGUCUGAGUGUGAUUGUCUGCCUAUGAUUGUUGGAGCGUGUGCGACUGGGUCUCUUGUGUGUGUGAUUGUUUGAUUGUGUGUGUGUCUAUGUAUAUCCCUACCACCCGUAACUUCCACUUGAAGAACAUGUUGCCACCUGUGAGGAGAGACCGCAUCAUCGCUCAGCUUCCAGAGUGUUUUACCCCAGCUGCAGCGCUACACACUAAAGAUGUCUUCCACUCACAGGUCAAGGCUGCCUGUCAGGGGCAAAAGACGGGCGCAGUGGGCUUUAACAUCGCCAAGGUGAUUGUGGUAGGGGAUGUGGCAGUUGGGAAGACAUGUCUAAUCAGCAGGUUCUGUAAGGACUCGUUUGAUAAGAACUAUAAGGCCACCAUCGGAGUGGAUUUUGAGAUGGAGCGGUUUGAGGUGUUGGGGGUGCCCUUCAGUUUACAGCUAUGGGACACAGCGGGUCAGGAGAGGUUCAAGUGCAUCGCCUCCACAUAUUACAGAGGAGCACAAGCCAUCAUAGUGGUAUUUGACCUGAGCUGUGUGACCUCUCUGGACAACGCCAGGCAGUGGCUGGAAGAUGCUAUGAAGGAGAACGAUCCCUCCAGUGUUCUGCUGUUCCUGGUCGGAACCAAGAAGGACCUCAGUUCUCCUGAUCAGUUGGCCUACAUGGAGCAGGAGGCCAUUAGACUGUCAGAGGAGAUCAGAGCAGAGUACUGGACUGUGUCUGCUAAGUCAGGGGAGAGUAUUAGGGAGUUUUUCUUCCGGGUAGCGUCUCUAACCUUUGAGGCCAACGUGCUGGCAGAGCUCGAGAAGAGUGGGUCCAGACGUGUUGGUGACAUUAUCAGAAUCACAGAGAGCACAGAAGAAGAGUACAAACCCACCAAGAGAAAAGCAACCUGCUGCUGAUGGGGAAGGAUACACUUCACUACACAGGACAACACUACACAGGACAACACUACACAGGGCAACACAACACAGGACAACACUACACAGGGCAACACUACACAGGACAACACUACACAGGGCAACACUACACAGGACAACACUACACAGGGCAACACUACACAGGACAACACUACACAGGACAACACUACACAGGGCAACACAGGACAACACUACACAGGGCAACACUACACUACACAGGGCAACACUACACAGGGCAACACUACACAGGGCAACACUACACUACACAGGGCAACACUACACAGGGCAACACUACACAGGGCAACACUACACUACACAGGGCAACACUACACAGGGCAACACUACACAGGACAACACUACACAGGGCAACACAGGACAACACUACACAGAGCAACACUACACUACACAGGGCAACACUACACAGGGCAACACUACACAGGGCAACACUACACAGGGCAACACUACACAGGGCAACACUACACUACACAGGGCAACACUACACAGGACAACACUACACAGGACAACACUACACAGGACAACACUACACAGGACAACACUACACAGGACAACACUACACAGGACAACACUACACAGGGCAACACUACACAGGGCAACACUACACAGGACAACACUACACAGGACAACACAGGACAACACUACACAGGACAACACUACACAGGGCAACACUACACAGGGCAACACUACACAGGACAACACUACACAGGACAACACUACACAGGACAACACUACACAGGGCAACACUACACAGGGCAACACAGGACAACACUACACAGGACAACACUACACAGGACUACACAACACAUAACACUACACAGGGCAACAUAGGACAACACUACACAACACAGGACAACACUACACUACACAGCACAACACAACACAGGACAACACUACACAGGACAACACUACACAGGACAACACUACACAGGACUACACAACACAUAACACUACACAGGGCAACAUAGGACAACACUACACAACACAGGACAACACUACACUACACAGCACAACACAACACAGGACAACACAGGACAACACAACACAGGACAACA
Molecule: messenger RNA, 2533 nt
Organism: Oncorhynchus masou masou (cherry salmon)
Lineage: Eukaryota; Metazoa; Chordata; Actinopteri; Salmoniformes; Salmonidae
Gene: rab34b
Product: RAB34, member RAS oncogene family b
Exons: 12
Coding region: 639-1445 (268 amino acids)
Biological process (GO): phagosome-lysosome fusion; Golgi to plasma membrane protein transport
Cellular component (GO): phagocytic vesicle; Golgi cisterna
Molecular function (GO): GTPase activity; GTP binding
Source: RefSeq, a predicted model, not a curated record